AUGAAGGAGGCGCAUUUCUUCUCGUGCGUCCCUCUGCUUGCCGCUGCGGUGGUCUGCUGGUCCGUCAUCAGCAGCUGGGACGACUACCUCGGCCCUCUCGAGCCCUGCAAGCAGGUGCAAUUCGACGACUCACGACUCAUUGCCACUGAUGGUGAUACAGCAGAGGGCGGAUGGUGGAGCAUCGCAUCGUUGAUUCCCUUCCUCGGCCGCCAGCCUGGCAGAUCUGUCGACCUGAAUGCCAUCGGGACGGCCUCUCGCGACGAGAGAUACGACCCCCUCACUCUGCGUGUCGACGUGAGGAAGGCAUGCCGGCUCUCUCGGCAGCAGACGACGGCCAAGGCCAAGCUGGACAGGCGGCCCGCCGUGCCCGACGGCUAUGAGGCGGUUAUCCUGUGUGUGCUGGACGAGAGGGCUGGGU
Molecule: messenger RNA, 418 nt
Organism: Vitrella brassicaformis
Lineage: Eukaryota; Vitrellaceae
Source: the annotation of a GenBank genome assembly